GUCGACAACUACCAAAAUUUUGAAGUAGCGUGAAGCCAAGGCGGUAUAAUAAGGUGGAACGUUAUGUUAGAACUGCUGUUCAGCCAUUACUUGAGUUCGAAUUGACAGCGACCAAACGAACGGCUAGAGUUUUCCGAGAAAGAGGAUAACAAAUGGCAUGCAAUGAUGAGUGCAUACCGCUAUGUGUUUGCUGCGCAUAAACGUUGGUUUUGUUUACGCUGUUGGCAUCAUUGUUGUGUUUCGGUGACUGCUGCAAGUUGUCUGCAUUGCUGUUUUACGGAACGUGAGGGUUGUUGCUGUUGCUGCUGGGAUUGGCAAUUCAGCGAUUGUGGGAGCUUUGCUAGUGUGUAUAUGAAAGGUCACUACUGGCGGGCUUGUGCCGUACUGCUCUAAGUUCCAUUCGCUUUGGUGGAAUUAGUCGUUGGCGAUCCAUUAGGAUUGAGUGAUAGCGAUACGCUGUGGAUAUCCAUGUAUAUCGUUUCCCGGCGACUGCUGCUUUAGCUGGAGACUCACCUGAUCGUGCGGGUUGUGAGACACAACAGCUAGUUCGCUUGAAACCGGCCCAGCGUAUGUAUAUGUUGGUGUGGACCGCUAUGUAGCAUAAAAAUUAGACCUGCUUUGUUUAUAAACAAAAAUAGUCGCUGUCAUUUUUUAUCCCCUCACGCCUUAUCAUCAUACUGUCGAAAACGAACCACCUGUCAAUUCCAGCUCCUUGCGUGAAGCAAAAUAAACUCUACACUGGAGAAAUAGUUUAGUAAAAGCAGCUACCAAACCUUUAGUAGCAAAAACAUUGGUAAAUAUACACAUUUUUUGUAAAUAUUACUAAAAUUGCGUAAAAAAGAUGUCAGACGCAAUGAAUGUUCCUACCAGGAAUUCGUAUAUUUUACUUCAUUCCAUUAGUAAGUUUGUUUUUAUUGUCAUACCUAACAACUGUGAUGUGCGCACUUUGUCUUUUGUCUUUUGGAGACGAAGCGAUUCGGAGUUGGCCUUAAAAUUAUAUGCAGUACAAUCAUUCAUCAUAAACAAAUCGGAGAGCUGGCAUGAUCGCAGAUUGCAGGGAUUGAAGGUAACGGCGAGUUUGUCGCUAAGAUUGGAAUCUUUCAUCAACACAUCAUCGACCGUAAAUAACUUAAGGGACACGAGAGAACAAAAUACGGAUGGAACGUGCUAAUUCUACCGUCACUCUGCUAAUGCAAAUUAGAGCGAUGCAGCAGAAAGACGAACGGGAACUUGCUUUGGAAAUGCUCAUCAAAUUGAGGUGGUUGAGGCUGCGAUUAAAAUUUGCCUCUUGUACGCAGUUUAUAGAAUGAUUCCAACGAGAAUUAUUGAUGUUGUUUAUAGAAUAAGUUAUUAGUAUAAUGUAUUCUAAGUAUGUAGAGUUAAACGCAAUCAAAUACAAUUUUUUAAAUUAAAAAUAAUUAUUAAAAAAUAUUGUCAUUAUCCCUGAUGAUUACCUCUCACAAAUAUGAAGCAAAAUUUUCUCUGUUAUUGCACCAAUGUUGGACCAACAAUCUGUAGUUUGUUUGACAUAUGUGCCUACCAUUCUUUUUUUGUAACAUGUACCA
Toxorhynchites rutilus septentrionalis is the source of this 1565-nucleotide messenger RNA. RefSeq lists its product as uncharacterized. The transcript has 4 exons. The record is from RefSeq and is a predicted model, not a curated record. Bases 842 to 1171 code for a protein of 109 amino acids. Lineage: Eukaryota; Metazoa; Arthropoda; Insecta; Diptera; Culicidae.